CACCACUACGUGCAAAUCACAAUCAAAUCGUCGAUCCAGCUCGCACAUAGCAGUCAUUCACAUUCACAUUGGCAUCGAGCGGCGAUCCAUCCGCAAGUUACUCUGGUCUGCCCGAUCGCUAUACAGGGCAAAGCUGACCGACGUUGGCGCUACUGUUCGCGCGAGCCCUCCCCUUCGCUUCGCCGAGCGACUGACUGCUACACGGCUGGCCCACGCUUGCAUUGCACCACCGCAUCAAACUUCAUCCACACCCGAUCGCAUCCAAGUCACAAGUCGCUCGAACAUGGCCGAGACGCUCGCAACAAACAACGGCGUCGCGUCCGCAGCGGCGUCCGCAGUCCCCAUCGUGCCCGUCGGCGGGAGCGAUGGCGCGAGUGGAGCAGGCAGCGUCAAGCCUACUCUGGGAGCAGCAGAGGCGCAACCAGCAGAGCGCAUGCAUCUGAUCAACGAGGAGCAAAAGUUCACACCAGACUUGACGAGCUAUCUCGCCAAAUGGAACUUGAUAGAGAGCGGUUUCGGAUACAAUCUGUGUGCGGUAUUGGGUAGUCAGAGCACUGGAAAGAGCACCUUGCUCAAUCGACUGUUUGGAACGAGCUUUGAUGUGAUGGACGAGACGAGACGUCAGCAAACCACAAAGGGUAUCUGGCUCUGUCGAGCUAUGCAAGCUCCUUUGCUCGUGAUGGACGUAGAAGGCACGGAUGGUCGUGAAAGGGGAGAAGACCAAGACUUCGAGCGCAAAUCGGCCCUCUUCUCCAUGGCCAGCGCGGAAUGCUUGAUCGUAAACAUGUGGGAGAUCCAAGUGGGCUUGUAUCAGGGCGCAAACAUGGGACUGCUCAAGACCGUCUUUGAAGUCAAUUUGGGCCUGUUUCAGUCCGCUAGAGCUCGCUCUGGAUCAGCGGCGCGGGACAAGACUCUGCUCUUUUUCGUCAUUCGCGAUCACAUUGGUGUGACGCCGUUGGAGAACCUCAAGAACACCUUGCUGCACGACCUGGGCAGAAUUUGGGAUUCCCUCUCUAAGCCCGAGGGUCUGGAAUCAUCGCAGAUCACGGACUUUUUCGACUUUGACUUUACCACGUUGCCCCACAAGGUCUUGCAGCCCGACGAAUUCGAGAAGCAGGUGGUGCAGCUUCGACAAAGGUUUGUGGAGCGCAACAAUGCCAAAUUUGUCUUUCGGCCCGAGUAUCACAAGCGCAUUCCUGCGGAUGGGCUUCCCAUGUACCUUGGCAACAUUUGGGAGCAAGUCAUGACGAACAAGGAUUUGGAUCUGCCUACCCAACAAGAAUUGCUCGCUCAAUUCCGAUGCGAUGAGAUCGCUGGCGCUGCCUUUACCGCCUUUACAAGUCAAAUUCGCACCUUUAGAAAGCCGAUCGAAGCUGGCUCCAUCUUGGAGACAUUGGGUCAGGACAUGGGAGCGCACAGAGGCAGCGCGUUAGCCAAAUUUGACAAGGACGCAUCACGCUACCACCAAGAAGUCUACAAGCGCAAGCGCGUUGAGCUGCUGGACAAACUCAAUGCUGCCCUAUCUCCCUUUUUCUUGGGUCAGCUCAAGAACCUUCACAAAGUUGUGCUGGCCACCUUCCGUACAUCCGUCCUGGACCGGCUGCGAGGAGAGAAUUACGACUUUGCAGAGGUUGUGCAGGGGGAAAGAGCAAAGGCGCUGAGCCGAUUCGCAGCUGCUAGUCUAGCGAUUAGGUUGAGCGACACGGAUUGGACGACGGACGAGGAGCAAGAGCAGCUCAGAGAAGCCAUCGAUGGGAUCGCAGACCAGUGCAGAGCGGACGAGACCAAAAAGAUGGUGGCGCAGAUCGAGAGGGGCAUCAAAAAGAUCACGGCUGAACCUACCGAGCUGGCGCUGGCUAGACCCGGACCGGACAUGUGGGACAGAAUCUUGAUCGCUUUUAAAGAUGCGCUGACGAGCGCCGAAGCUGCGUACUUGAAGAAAGCAAAGAGCUUCAAUUGCACAGACGAAGAGAAUGCCGUAGCUUUGAGCUCCCUUCGACGCAAAUCUUGGCAAGCCCUUCGAGCGAAGAUCGACGAGCAGACGGCGGACGCUGUGCUCUCCAUCAAGCUUCGGAGCGUUUUUGAGGACCGAUUUAGAUACGACGAUGAGGGUGUGCCGAGGGUUUGGAAGCCCGACGACGAUAUCGAUGGCGUGUUCCGAAAGGCGCGCGAUGAGACGCUGGCUCUGAUUCCCGUGUACGCGCGCAUCGAGCCAUCGGAUCCAGAUUUGUCUGUCAGCAUCCCCUCCACCUCCGAAGAUCCAGCGCAUGCAGCUCAAGUGGAGCGCGGAGAGGAUGAAGAAUUUGAUUUCCCCUCUUCCUUGGUCCUCUUCACAGAGACGCGCAAAGCGGACGUUUCGGCCAGGUUCAGAAAGGAGGCGGAUGCGUACUAUGUAGAGGCGAAGAGGAGCACAGUCUCGUCUAUUGCGCAGGUACCGGUGUGGAUGUAUGGCGUCAUGGUCGCGCUGGGAUGGAACGAGUUUUUGGCCGUGGUUAGGAGCCCUCUUUAUUUCACCUUUCUGCUGCUCCUCAUCGCUUCCGCCUACGUCGUCUACCGUCUCAAUCUGAGCGGGCCUUUGGUGCACAUUUCCAAGACUGUGGCGAGAGAGGCGCAUCGGAUGGCCGACAAGGCUCUACGGGAACACUUUGCGCAACCUCUACCUCAACCUGCUAUCCUGCGCGAAGAUGCCGCGCCCGCCCUGGCGCCGCCCAUUGCCGUUCCUGCGCGCGCACCGACCAAAGCUGCACCGGCCGCGAUGGAGGAGAUGGAGCUGAAGGAGCGCAAAGCCGAGCAGUAAGGAGGGUG
Ceraceosorus guamensis is the source of this 2805-nucleotide messenger RNA. Its product is annotated as root hair defective 3 GTP-binding protein. Gene Ontology annotation, cellular component: endoplasmic reticulum. The transcript has 9 exons. Gene Ontology annotation, molecular function: GTP binding; GTPase activity. The record is from RefSeq and is a predicted model, not a curated record. The coding region runs from base 284 to 2797 and encodes 837 amino acids. Lineage: Eukaryota; Fungi; Basidiomycota; Exobasidiomycetes; Ceraceosorales; Ceraceosoraceae. Gene Ontology annotation, biological process: endoplasmic reticulum membrane fusion.